GCGGCGGAAGGCGGAAGUGCCGGCGGGGCGCGAUGGCGGCGGCGGUGUCGGCCCUCAGCAGCCUGGGGGUGCCCGAGGCCGAUGUUGGGAGCGAGGAGGAAGAGGAGGAGGAGCAGGCAGAGCCCGGCCCGGCCGCGGCGGCGGCGGCGGAGCAGAGGCGGGAGGAGCGGCUGCGCCGGUUCCGGGAGCUCCACAUGAAGCGGUACGAGGCCUGCAAGCUGAACAGCCAGGAGGUGGUGGAGGAGGACAAGAGGCUGAAGUUGCCCCCGAACUGGGAAGCUAAAAAGGCUCGGCUGGAGUGGGAACUGCAGGUGCAGGAGAAGAAGAAGGAAUGUGCAGCCAGGGGUGAGGACUACGAGCGGGUGAAGCUGCUGGAGGUCAGCGCCGAGGACGCCGAGAGGUGGGAGAGGAAGAAGAAGAAGAAAAAUCCCGACCUGGGCUUCUCAGACUAUGCGGCGGCGCAGCUGCGCCAGUACCAGCGGCUGACCCGGCAGAUCAAGCCCGACCUGGAGCAGUACGAGAAGCUCAAGGAGCAGCAUGGGGAGGCCCUGUACCCCACCUCGGACAGCCUCCUGCACGGCACCCACGUGCCCUCCAAGGAGGGCGUGGACAGGAUGGUGGCAGACCUGGAGAAGCAGAUCGAGAAGAGGGAGAAGUACAGCAGGAGGCGGCCCUACAACGAUGACGCCGACAUCGACUACAUCAACGAGAGGAACGCCAAGUUCAACCAGAAGGCAGAGAGGUUCUAUGGGAAAUACACAGCUGAGAUCAAACAGAACCUGGAGAGGGGCACAGCUGUGUGAGCCUGCCUGGCUCAGCUCAGCUCAGAGCCUGGCCUGUGUGAGCCUGGCCUGUGUGAGCCUGCCUGGCACAGCUCAGCUCAGAGCCUGGCCUGUGUGAGCCUGCCUGGCACAGCUCAGCUCAGAGCCUGGCCUGGCUCAGC
Agelaius phoeniceus (red-winged blackbird) is the source of this 943-nucleotide messenger RNA. RefSeq names its product SYF2 pre-mRNA splicing factor (gene SYF2). The record is from RefSeq and is a predicted model, not a curated record. Lineage: Eukaryota; Metazoa; Chordata; Aves; Passeriformes; Icteridae. Gene Ontology annotation, cellular component: catalytic step 2 spliceosome; post-mRNA release spliceosomal complex; Prp19 complex.